AUGAAGGUUGCUCUCGACUCGUUCCGCGUCCUGCUGUUUGACCAGCGAGGCACGGGUCGGAGCACUCCGGCGACACCGCAGCACAUCCUAUCAAUCGGUUCGCCGGAAGCACAGGCGGAGUACAUGUCCCACUUUCGCGCCGACUCCAUAGUCAACGAUUGCGAGAUUGUUCGCGACAAGAUUGCCGGCGGCAAGAGGUUGACGCUGAUCGGCCAGUCGUUCGGCGGAUUUUGCAUGCUUCGGUACCUGUCUGCCUACCCCGACGCCAUCGAGCGCUGCCUCUUCACCUGCGGGCUCGCUCCGGUCGGCAAGCCGGUCGAGGAGGUUUACCGCGCCACGUUCAAGCGGAUGGAGAAGCGCAACGCGCGCUUCUAUCGCCGCUACCCGGACGAAAUUGAGAAUGUGCGCGACCUCGUGCGCAUCCUCCACACGUCGCCCGCGAAGCUGCCUCGCGGCGGCACGCUGACCGCACGGCGCUUCCUGUCGCUCGGGCUCAUGCUCGGCUCGGGCGCGGGGCUCGAAAAGCUGCAUGACCUGCUCGAGCUGGCAAAGGCACCCGGAGCUCCCGCCGGCGAGCUGCCAGAGCUCUUCUUGCGCGGCGUGGACGACGCGGAAGCUUUCUCGACGAACCCAAUCUAUUGGCUGCUGCACGAGUCCAUCUACUGCGACGGACCCGGCUCGGCGAGCGCGUGGGCCGCAGAGCGCGUGCAGGCGUCGCUCCCGGCCUUCGACUACACGCAACGGCUGGACAAGGGCGCCGAGCCGAUUCUCUUCACCGGCGAGAUGGUAUACAAGUGGAUGGGGGAGGACUACUCAGCCCUCCGGCCGCUCGCCCCGGCCGCGGAGCUGCUGGCAAACAAGGCUGACUGGCCGAAGCUGUACGACAUCAACAACCUCGGCAAGAGCGACGCCGAGUGCGGCGCACUGAUGAGCUACGACGACAUCUACGUCGAGCGCGAGUUCAGCGAGGAUACGGCGGCGAUGCUGCGCUCGUGCCGUCUAUGGGUGAGCAACGAGUUCCAGCACUCGGGCCUGCACGAUGACGGAGAGCGGGUCUUUGAGAAGAUCAUGGCGAUGUCGAAGGGUGAGGUCGAAUUUGGCAUCUGGUCGGGGGUGGUCGGUUAG
Molecule: messenger RNA, 1125 nt
Organism: Emiliania huxleyi CCMP1516
Lineage: Eukaryota; Haptophyta; Isochrysidales; Noelaerhabdaceae
Exons: 2
Coding region: 1-1125 (374 amino acids)
Source: RefSeq, a predicted model, not a curated record